ACAGUGAAUCUCUGGUGUCAGUUCACCUGAUUAUAUAUAUGGAGAUACCUAAGGUCUAGCUUUAUUGAACUCCUAGUUCAAACAUUGAUUGAUGUUGUUUCCUUUUCUUCCAUGCAUUUUGAUUUGUUAUGUUAUAGUGACUGUCAAAAAAAUUACAGUUGAUGCUCUUAAGGAAAUCACUAGCACGAUGGGGGCCACCUAUUGGGAGUUUGACAGUGAUUCUUGUUCUGUUAAAAUGCUGAGAUCAACACCAGAUCCACCUAAAGAAUCUGAAAGGAAAAUUGUUUGUGAUUGCUCUAUUGAAAACAACACCUGUCACGUAGUAGAGAUCCUUUUCAAGAAGGUCAACCUUCCUGGCAUGCUUCCACCUCAAUUGGUUAAGCUUCCUUACCUCAGCAAAGUUGAUUUUGCUUUCAACUACCUAAGUGGUACGAUUCCAAAGGAAUGGGGUUCGACAAAUUUAACUUCAAUCUCUGUAUUUGCUAAUCAUUUGUCAGGGGAAAUUCCUAUAGAGUUGGGAAGAAUUACCACUCUAACAUACCUGAACCUUGAAGCAAACCAAUUUUCCGGUGUUGUUCCCCACGAACUUGGAAGUCUAUUUAAGCUGGAACUAUUGGUUUUAUCGUCCAAUAAUUUUUCUGGGAAGUUACCGGUGACACUUGCUAAGUUGCAGAAUAUGACAGAAUUCAGGAUAAGUGACAACAAUUUUAGCGGAGAAAUACCUAGCUUCUUCAUACAGAAUUGGAAAUCACUUCAAAGAUUAGACAUGCUUGCAAGUGGACUGGAGGGACCUAUCCCAUCAAAUAUAUCUCUUUUGAGUAAUUUAUAUCAAUUGAGGAUUAGUGACAUAAAUGGUCCAAGUCAGAAUUUUCCCAAUUUAAUCAACAUGACACGAAUGAAAAUACUGAUUUUGAGAAACUGCCAUAUUAUUGGAGUUCUUCCUAACUACUUGUGGAGUAUGGAGAAAUUGGAGAUGUUGGACGUGAGUUUCAAUAAGUUGGUUGGGAAAAUACCAGAUGCUCGACAUGCAGGGUAUCUGAGAUUUCUCUUCCUAACUCACAACAUGCUAAGUGGUAAUAUUCCCAAGUCAGUCUUGGCGGAUGGAAGCAGCGUUGAUCUUUCUUACAACAAUUUUACGUGGCAAGGACCAGAUGAACCUGCUUGUAGAGAUAACCUAAAUUUAAACUUAAACUUGUUCCGGAGCUUCUACGGGACCAAAUUACAGCAGAUUCUUCCCUGUUUAGAGAUCUCCAAUUGUCCUGCAUAUUCACAUUGUUUUCGUGUUAACUGUGGUGGAAAGGAUAUAAAUGUGAUGGAAAAUGAUGAAAAUGUUCUCUAUGUAGGAGAUGGAGAUGUGUUAGGUAGUGAAGCUGCUAAAUAUUAUAUUAAUUAUAAAAGUCACUGGGGAUUUAGCAGCACUGGGGACUUCAUGGAUGAUGGCAAUUACCUAAAUGCUCAUUUUAUUAGGGCUUUGACAUCUUCAAAUUUGCCUGAACUAUAUCAAACGGCACGUGUUGCUCCACUUUCGCUUACUUAUUUUCUCUAUUGCUUGGAAAAUGGGAAAUAUACUGUAAAACUCCACUUCGCAGAAAUACAAUUUACAAACGAUAAGACAUACAGUAGUCUUGGGAAGCGCUUAUUUGAUAUCUAUAUUCAGGAAAAAUUAGUUAGGAAGGAUUUUAAUAUUGAAGAUGAAAUUCAUGGUUCUCAAAAACCACUUACUUUCCCAUAUAAUGUCAGUGUAACAGAGAAUAUUCUGGAGAUUCGAUUCUAUUGGGCUGGAAAGGGGACAACAAGGGUUCCUGGUGGUGGAGCUUAUGGUCCCCUCAUAUCAGCACUCUCCAUUGUUUCUCAUUCCAAACCUUGUUCAGAACAAAAAAGUGCAAGGCGUAUGAUAAUUGUUGGAGUUGGGUUUGGUGUCACCGCUCUGUGCCUUGUUAUCAUCAUUGUUGGAAUCUUUUGGUGGAAUGGCUGCUUCAAAGGAAUGAUUAGGGCUGUAAAAGGUACUGAAAGACAAGAUUCAAAAAUGGGGACAUUUACAUUAGAACAAAUUAGAGAGGCCACAGAGGAUUUCAGUCCAGUUAACAAGAUUGGAGAAGGUGGAUUUGGUCCUGUAUACAAGGGUCAAUUAUCUGAUGGUACACUGGUAGCAGUCAAACAACUCUCAUCAAAGUCACGACAGGGGAAUCGUGAAUUUUUAAAUGAGAUAGGCUUGGUAUCUUGUUUGCAACACCCUAAUCUUGUGAAACUUCAUGGAUGUUGCAUUGAAGGGAAUCAAUUAAUGUUGGUGUAUGAGUACAUGGAAAAUAAUAGCCUGGCUCAAGCUUUGUUCAGCUCAAAAGAUCAACUUAAUCUUGAUUGGCCAACAAGGCUUAGGAUCUGUAUUGGCAUAGCAAAAGGUCUUGCAUUUCUUCACGAAGAAUCAAGACUCAAGAUUGUUCAUCGAGACAUCAAGGCUACUAAUGUGUUACUGGAUGGGAAUUUAAACCCCAAAAUAUCUGACUUUGGGUUGGCUAGGCUUGAUGAUGAAGAGAAGACCCAUAUCACUACCCGAAUAGCUGGAACAAUAGGGUACAUGGCACCCGAAUAUGCAUUAUGGGGUCGCUUGUCUUACAAGGCUGAUGUUUACAGUUAUGGGGUUGUGGUCUUGGAAGUUGUUAGUGGGAAGAGCAAUAACAAGUACAUGCCUAGUGAUAAUCGUGUUUGCCUUUUAGACAAGGCAUGUCAUCUACAGCGUACUGAAAGGUUAAUAGAACUGGUGGAUGAAAGGUUGGGAUCAGAGAUAAAACCAACAGAAGCAAUAAUUUUGAUGAAAGUUGCUCUUCUGUGCACGGAUGUAUCACCUUCACUUAGGCCUACAAUGUCUGAGGUUGUAAACAUGCUCGAAGGAAGAGCAAGCAUUCCAGAUAAAAUCCCACAGUCAAGUGACUUUAGUGAAGAUAUAAGGUUUAAACCCAUGAGGGAUAUCUAUCAGCAAAGGGAAAACCACAGUUUAAGUUCAAGCCUGUUAGACAAUUCAACAGGAGUUCUCACACUUACCUCGCCCUAAACAUUUGGCAAAUGAUUUGGUGUUGGUUCUU
Vigna umbellata (rice bean) is the source of this 3080-nucleotide messenger RNA. RefSeq names its product putative LRR receptor-like serine/threonine-protein kinase RFK1. The record is from RefSeq and is a predicted model, not a curated record. Gene Ontology annotation, biological process: protein phosphorylation. Gene Ontology annotation, molecular function: protein serine/threonine kinase activity; protein binding; ATP binding. NCBI's taxonomy places the organism in Eukaryota, Viridiplantae, Streptophyta, Magnoliopsida, Fabales, Fabaceae.